GAACUCAAGUCCAAGGCUGUGUCAUAAAGGGACGCCGGACAGCGCUACUACGUCUAGUCUCUAUACGUCACGCAGUCGUAUUUUUUGCAUAAACCUUGACCAGCCUACCUGAAAUGACUUUGGACUUGUAGAGUAAUGGGCCUGAUGCAUUGUUUGAUCCAGGCAAAAGACGUUGAUGAUUGACUGAAGACACGUGCUCGGCUGUUUGAUGUUUAAAUCGUAUCAGAUUUUCAAAUGUUUUGCUGAAUAUCACAGUAGCACAGUACGAAAGGCGGACGUUACGUUUACACCCACCAUUAUUAUCUACAGAAACUACAUUACUACAACAGGCCAACAUGGCUGAGCUAGCGUCUAUUCUGAGUCUUGGCUUGGUUGCAGCAUUAGCGUAUGCAGUCUGUGUCUUGGUGCGUUAUGUUCAAUCACAGCGCAGAAUUCGAGGAAUUUUAAUAAAACACUGGCCGGGACUGUCAGACCACUGGUUUUACGGUAAUCUUCACCAGCACCCUAUGAAUGAUCCCAAGGUUCGAGAAGCCGGUUCCGAGGAAGAGUUGAAAUUUUGGCGGGAAAUGGAUGCUAAAUUCCCCCGUGGAUUUCGCUGGUUUCACGGGCCUCUGGCCAUUGGUGUGACAGCCAACCAUCCUGAUAUAAUGCGGGCAGUAAUGAAGGGAAGAGAUCCCAAGCCUACUAAGGCAUUAAGUUCUGGUUACCGUUUUCUUCUGCCUUGGCUGGGGUAUGGUCUGCUUCUUGCUAGUGGAGAUACCUGGUUUCGUAAUCGCCGCCUCAUUACCCACGCAUUCCACUUUGAGAUCCUCAAGACCUACAUGACAAUCUACAACAAAGCUACCGGCAUCUUGCUGAACAAGAUGAGUGAAUGUGCAGCAAGUGGUGAGAGUUUUGUGGUGACAAAGAACGUCAGUCUGUGUACGUUGGAUAUCUUGCUCAAGUGCGCUUUUUCUUAUGAAUCCGGCUGCCAAAUAAGCGGAGACAGUCACCCAUAUGUUACUGCGAUGAAUGCAAUCGCUCUUGCAACCAGAGAGCGAGUAUUCAAUCCUUUUCUUCAUCCAGAUUUCAUAUUUCAGAGGACUGCAGUUGGGAAAACAUUUCUCAAAAAUGUAGACUUUGUGCACCAGAUCGCCGAUAAGGUUGUCAAAGAACGUCGAGACAAACUGAAAGAGAAAGAGGCCGAUCCUGAGCCCGUGAAAUCUAAAGACCAGCCCCUGGAUUUCUUGGGCAUCUUGCUAGCUGCCCGAGACGAAGACGGCAAGGGACUGACGGAUCUAGAGAUCCGUAACGAGGUGGACACUUUUCUCUUCGAGGGUCACGACACCACGGCUAGCAGCCUGACCUGGAUGCUGUAUGUCAUGGCAACCAAUCCUGAACAUCAGAGGAAAGUCGAGGAGGAAAUUGAUGAAGUGAUGGAAGGCAGGGAAUCAGAGGUAAUUCAAUGGGAGGACCUUGGCAAGUUCAACUACUUGAUUCUGUGUCUCAAGGAAGCCAUGCGACUCUACCCUCCGGUACCAAUGAUCCAGCGUAUUGUUGCAGAGCGAGAUAUCAUGGUCCACGACAGGUUGAUUCCUAAAGGCGCGUUGGUAAAUUUGAACAUCUACGCUCUCCACCACAAUCCAGAGAUUUGGCCCAAUUCUAUGGAGUUCAUACCGGAUCGUUUCACACCGGAAAAUACCAAGAAUAUGGAUCCCUUCGCUUACUUGCCAUUUUCGGCAGGUCCAAGGAACUGCAUUGGACAGAACUUUGCCCUGAAUGAGGAGAAGGUGAUAAUAGCUCGAGUUCUGAGAAGAUUUCACAUCGAGUUGGAUCCCGACCACAAAGUGGCCGCCAGAUUGCAGUUGGUUUACAAGGCAACCAACGAUAUCAAGCUUAAACUGAAACCUAGGUUUUGAUCCAAUAAUCUGGGCAUUCAAAUUUCCUCGGAUCAGCUGAUUUCCUCUUAAAUUCACCUGCCACUAAAUAUUGAAAAACACUGUACACAUCUUCAAUACAAGUCUUGUAUUUUCUUCUUUAGUUGUGGCUUAAUUACAAUUGCAUGACUAAUUAAUGUAAAAUAGAGAUAAUUGUUCAGCAUUAUGGACAACGAUCCUCCCUGCCAUGUUCAUAAAGCUUUAAAGGUUAUUCAUGUACAUAUGUAUACAACAUUUGCUUUUGCUGUAAUUUUCAGAAAUUAAUGGAUUUGGGUUUGUUUUUUACUGCAAUAUUGUAACACUGACCUAUUUAAAUAUUUGUGUUUAUAGACUCUGAGGAAAAACCAAGAAAAAAAUGCUGUCCUUGUAGUCUCGUUCCCUGACCCUACGUCAGACGACACGGAACACUUUAUAAACGUCGGGGAAGUGUCAGGUCAAGGAGCCAGACUAGCUGGCACCCGUUCACGGAUGUGUAACCGAUUGCAAACAAAAUGUGAACUAACUAAAUUUGGUAAAUCUGGGGCAGCAUUUGAAAAUAAGCCAGUUUUUUUUUCGAGCGAUCGAAGGUCAGCCGACAAUCGUUGAAAAUUGCUACAAAAUUGUAACUUUUAUUAUAAAUGACGGCACACCGGGUGCCAGGAUUUCACAGGGUCCUUGUAACUAUUAUUCACUUACAGUCAAGUAAAGUUAUUUUAUAUUAAUUAAAUUUGGUGUUUUUUUAUUUUUGCAAAAUGUUGUAAUUACCUUUAAGGUAUGCUUUUACUGACAUUGGCUGCUUCAUGCUAAUUUGUUCAAACUUACUGAUUUAGGAACAUUGUCAGCUAAAACAUGUGUCGAGUUCUAAACUGGUACCAGCGACCUCUAUUUGCUUUGAUUUCUUAUUGGACAAACUUUGCCUGAGAGAGCA
Molecule: messenger RNA, 2823 nt
Organism: Patiria miniata (bat star)
Lineage: Eukaryota; Metazoa; Echinodermata; Asteroidea; Valvatida; Asterinidae
Product: cytochrome P450 4F4-like
Exons: 10
Coding region: 336-1898 (520 amino acids)
Molecular function (GO): iron ion binding; monooxygenase activity; oxidoreductase activity, acting on paired donors, with incorporation or reduction of molecular oxygen
Source: RefSeq, a predicted model, not a curated record